This is a messenger RNA of Daphnia carinata, 2519 nucleotides long. Its product is annotated as dorsalin-1-like. Gene Ontology annotation, cellular component: extracellular region. Gene Ontology annotation, biological process: BMP signaling pathway; SMAD protein signal transduction. Lineage: Eukaryota; Metazoa; Arthropoda; Branchiopoda; Diplostraca; Daphniidae. Gene Ontology annotation, molecular function: growth factor activity; cytokine activity. The transcript has 3 exons. The record is from RefSeq and is a predicted model, not a curated record. Bases 258 to 1742 code for a protein of 494 amino acids.
UGUCGCACACGCUAGUUUCGGCUUGCACGAUCAACUUGUUUUUCUAGCCGCGUUCACGAACGGGACGAUCUCCCUAGUGUGUCUAUAGAGAAAAUCAAAACAACAAGGAAUCAUCGAGUGUGCGCUUCAAACUUUUUCCGUGUGGAUGGAUUGAAUUGUUUGUUGCCCAAACACGUUUUAAAGACUUCAUUAAAUUAUUUAAAAGAAAAACCAACAAACAAAAAAUUUAGUUAGGAGGAGAUUUGACGGUUAAUGGAAUGGCCAAUCACUGUCACAUACAUCAAAAUCAGCGGGCCGGUUUGGCUUUGUUGCCCAGUGCUGUCAUCGUCAUUGUUGUGUGGGGUGUCGUUUGCUCCGGCUGUGCCGCUUACACAAUCCGACAUCAUCAUCAGAACAGCCGGCCCAGUAAUAAAGGACAUCAGCUCGUCAGUCCGGAUGAACACGCUGAUGCGGAAGCGACGACAGCCGACCAACUGGACAUUGAUCGUUUCUACUUCCCAACCGACGAGGGUCUCAGAGAGUUCCAGCAAAUUCUCUUGCGUGAAUUGGGACUCACGAAAGUACCUGACCUCUCCAAGGUAAACAUAACGCGCGAUGAAUACGAUCGACAACGUCAACAGUUGCUGAACAACUUUGGCGAAGACGACGUGGACGAGUACCGCCAAUUUGCCGCCAAUCCCGAAGACGAAGAAGAGCCGCACCGUGAGACGGUCAUCCUCAAUCAUCGAGAUGUCGGGGCUGGCCGGCGUCACGUUGGGUCACGCGGAGUCGCUUGGAAAUUGCGUUUCCGGGCUCCGCGUUCGAGCGACGAAAACAAUCGAUGGCAAGCGGAAUCUUCUCAUCCGCUGGAAUUGCGCUGGUUGUCUGAUCGAUCUCACUCGUCCGAUUCUCUAAUGAAGAAUCCGUUACGCAGUCUCAGGUCGUACAGUUUGCACGUCCGCAUCGAAUCCGAUGGCCACAGCAACAGCCGACACGUCGUAGUGAUCCGACCGGAAGAUUUCGAUGAUGUCUACUACAACAACAGCAUCAAACCCGACCUGAAAGACGGCGGGCAACUGUUGGACGAUUGGUUAAACCAGUUGGACAACGACGAUCACGUUUUGACGGUCAGCGUCGCGUGUCACGGUCGUGAUUGUCAUUGGCUUCGGCGCUGGCGCCUUAGCGCACAGCUGCGCUUGACCGUCUCAUCGAGGGCAUCGAAUCGAAUCAAACGCCACGCUGGCAAGAAGAAUACGAAGAGCAGCAACAACAGCAAGAACAACAACAUGAGCAGCAAGAAUCGAUUACCUCAACAACCCAAGGACAUUCUGCUUGGCCAAUUCUCGGCCAGCAAGAAGGGCGUCAGGGCUAGUGGUAAAUCCAGCGGAAGUGACUGUUCCAGCAGUUCGAAGAAAAGCAAGAAAUGCUGCCCGCAUUCGUUGAAGAUCAACUUUCGCCAAUUGCCCGGUUUCGAUUGGAUCCUGGAGCCGAGCGAGAUCGACAUCUUCAUGUGCAAAGGCGAUUGUCAUUACGCCCAGUUCACUGCGCACGGGCACCAUCAGCACGCCAGCAACCCAGCCAGCAACCACGCCCUGUUCCAGGGUUACUUGCACACCAUCAACAAGCGGCUCGUACCCAAACUGUGUUGCACGCCAAGCAAGUUGGACAGCGUUCAGGUCGUCCACUACGAUCAAGACAAUCCAGCUCAGUUGACGACAACCAAAUGGGAAGGCGCCAUUGUUAGAGAAUGCGCCUGUGCUUGAAAUUCCUCCCCCCCCUCCUCUCUUUGUUUUUUUCUUAAUUAUUUAUUAGGUAACUGCGUGACUAUGUUUUAAAAAAGAAAUUCCAAGCUGAAAAGAAAAUUUUAUCAAAAAACUAUUUCGCUAGAGCACUUAAGCAAAACGAAAAGAAUGAUGUCGCUAUUUAUUUUGGCAAGCUCUAUUUUUCGCCCCUCAUCCAAAAGUCUCUCUCAGGCUAUGAUUGCGUCACCAAUAUUUCGAGCGUGUACACACGCUCACGUUGUGUAGUGACUGCUACCCUAGAGCAGUGCAGGAGAAAAGAAAAAGCAAGACUAGUCGUGUAUUUUUUUUUCAUUUUUGUUCUGUAAAAUGAUGGAGUCGUGUAUAUUUGACCUCUUCCAAAGCCAAUAGUUUUGUUGUAUUAUCUGAAUUUAUGUCCUGAGGGGAAGACGAUAAUUUUCUUAACCUUUUAUUGGGACAACAAAAAAACCAGUAAGAUAAGGGAAAAAUGUUUUGCGAUAUUUUUUUUUUCUUUUUCAGUACACAGUGUAGACGAAUGAAAAGCAUAUUUUUGUAUGAACCAAUCAAGGCUGUUCUAAAUUAUUGGCUCUUUGUAACUUUUCUUUAACCAUUUUUUGUUCCAUCUUAAAAUAUCCCUCUGUGUGUGUCUCAAUUACCACCACCACUGUUGGAUACAACCGCCAAUGAUCUGUAUCUAAUUAUGUGAUGACUAAUGUCUGUCCCAUCAAACUAAAACUAUCUCCGAACAAAUGCAUUUUUUUAAACUUCGUUAUUUUGGAA